CUCUCCGCAUGGACAGGCUGCGCCAAGAAAUUCGGGCAUUUUCCAGCAAAAGAUUGAUGCAGGAUUAGUCACACAAUGCAUCUGGUUGUUGGUUGCGGCCUAAUUAGUGCAACAGUUGGUACCGCUAAAAAAACGGAAUUCUUGUGCAUGAAGAUUUGCGCCUGCAGUCCCCGAUGUGGUGAAGGUGCUAUGUGAGAAGUUAUGUUCUCGGUGCUGAUCGACGUGACCAGAAAGGAAAAUCUCAGCAUAUUUAUUCGGGCGCAAAGCUGAAUAAGUGCUGUGCGAAGUCAUCAACGGGAUCGGUAGCCACAAAGAGUUACCAACAGUAGCAGAUUGUGCUGAACGGCUCUGGAAGUUGAUGUGUUUUGUGCCGUUUGGUAGAAAAGAUUGCGGAAUAGUGUAGUGACCAAAACAAAACAAAACAAAAGCAAUUCCUACAGAAAAGCAUACUACAGAAGAUUUGGAAUACCAACGAUCAUUAUAGCUUUUGAGCAUAUACGGUGCAGUGAAUAAUUAUUCAAGAAAAGAAAACAAAAAUCAAACAAAUUGUCACAUUGAGCACAAGGUUUAUGCUGUGGCUUUUAUGAAGAUUGUUAUAUCUUGGUGUCUGAGUCUUAGGACGUUAUAUUAACGUCCUACUCAUGUAUAGUUGGCCGCAGCGAUGGCCAAACCGAACAACUCGUCAUGUAUAGGUUUUGUAAUUAAUUUAUUUAUUUUUAUUAAUUUAAUUUUAAGUAGUAAUGCACAGCGAAGACCGUUUACUAGUAAUAGGUUCCCGUCUGCUGUGAAAGCAUUUCCAUCGUUAGUAGUGCGAAAGCAGUACUACUUGCCGCACACAAACUUCAUGAUUGUCCAAACAGAACCGCCUCUGAUUAGCAGCAGUGACAGUAGCGCCCAACGAGGCGAUCAACAGCCACCCCAAGAUGAUUGGUCCGGCGAAACGGAACGGCAAGAGCACGAGACGACGAAAGAAGCGUCUGAGAAUGGUGUAGACAACUUCCAACGGCCGGGCAUGAUUAACAAUCAUAUCAAUUAUAACAAAUAUAAUUCGAUCUUUAUGAGUUCGUAUCCGAAGCGAACGACAACUUCGUCGGAGGAACAGGAGGAAGACGUUUUGGAAGCAGCGAGGCGCCCGUAUUCGAUCUUUCGACAUCGUGGAGUAGCAAGUAGGCCUGUCCAUCGUGUUCAUCCGUGCGAGCAGAGCAGUUGUUAUCCGGCGACCGGUAACCUGCUGAUUGGCCGUGAGAACCGGCUGUACGCGUCGUCAACCUGCGGUACGGUGCGGCCCGAGCGCUACUGCAUCGUGUCCCAUCUGGAGGAGAAGAAAUGCUUCCUCUGCGACACGCGGCCUGAGACGGCCAGCAACCCGAUGAAGAACCACCGGGUCGGGCAGAUCAUCUACAAGAAUCAACCCGGCACGCUGGAUCAAUCCUGGUGGCAGUCGGAAAAUGGCAAGGAAAACGUGACGAUUCAGCUGGACCUGGAGGCGGAGUUCCACUUUACCCACUUGAUCAUCGUGUUCGCUACCUUCCGGCCGGCAGCUAUGCUGAUCGAACGGUCGUACGAUUUCGGAAAGACGUGGCACGUCUAUCGGUACUUUGCCCACAACUGCCGGGAUGCGUUCCCGAAUGUGCCGACGGUAGCCCCGACCAAGAACAUUACGGAAGUAAUCUGCGAUGGUCGGUACUCAGGUGUUGAACCGUCGAAAAACGGUGAAGUCAUCUAUCGUGUGCUGCCACCGAUGAAUAUCGAAAAUCCGUACGCCGAACAUGUGCAGAACAUGCUGAAAAUGACGAAUCUGAGGAUCAACUUUACCCGCCUACAUACGCUGGGUGAUACUCUGCUGGAUGAUCGUCAGGAGAUUCAGGAGAAAUAUUACUACGGCAUCUCGAACAUGAUCGUGAGAGGUUCGUGUUCCUGUUACGGGCAUGCGUCCAGGUGUUUACCGCUGGAAGGGGUACGGAACACGAUCGACAUGGUGCAUGGAAGGUGUGAGUGUACUCACAACACCAAGGGAUUGAAUUGUGAGGAGUGCGAGGACUUCUUCAAUGACUUGCCAUGGAAACCGGCUUUGGGCAAGCAAACCAACGCCUGCAAAAAAUGUCACUGUAACAACCACGCCACCUCCUGUCAUUUCGAUCAGGCUGUCUACGAACACUCCGGUCGGGUGAGCGGCGGUGUUUGCGAUAACUGUCAACACAACACUCAAGGCUAUCACUGUGAGGAGUGUGCUCAGUUCUUCUACCGCGAUCCUAAUGAAGAUAUCCAGAGUCCGUACGUGUGCAAGCCAUGCGAUUGCGAUCCCCGAGGAUCCCUCGACGAUGGAAUUUGUGACUCUUUUGGCGAUGAGGAGAGUGGAAUCGAAGCUGGUGCGUGCCAUUGCAAACGCUAUGUGAAUGGUCGACGAUGUGAUCAUUGCAAGGAAGGCUUCUGGAACUUUGACGAGAACAAUCCCGAGGGAUGUCAAUCUUGUACGUGUAACAUCUUGGGAACGGUGAACAAUGCGGGUUGCAACGUUCACACCGGCGAAUGUAUCUGUAAAAGGUUAGUCACGGGACGUGAUUGUAACCAGUGUAUCCCGGAGACUUAUGGUCUGUCGGAAACGGCCGAAGGAUGCACGCCGUGCAACUGUCAUCCGGGAGGUUCCUUGGAUAACGAUUGUGACGUAGUUACCGGUCAGUGUCGUUGUAGACCACACAUGCAGGGCCGUGAUUGUGCCAUUCCCAAGCAGCACUAUUUUAUUCCUACGCUGCAUAAGGUGCUGGAAGCGGAGUUCCCAGGCACGAUUUGUGACCAUUACUCUUCAACAGCCAACUGUUCCGUUGUAAUCCGUGAGCAUCCACAUGAUCGGCCAGCGACCUGGACUGGGCCCGGGUUUAUUCGUGUGUACGAAGGAACGGAGUUAACGUUCACCGUCGAUGAUAUUCCGAAAACGAUGAACUAUGAUGUGCUGGUGCGCUAUUCACCCCAGGUGAAGGGUGACUGGGAGGACAUCCGAAUGACAGUGCAACGACCCGAUGAGUACGACCCGGAAGGCCCGUGUGCCAAUUCGCAUCCGAAUUACGAUACGGACAUUCACGCAACGCUCCCGGAGCACGAUACCAAUGCGGUGGCCUUGCAUGAGGUUUGCUUAGAAACUGGUAAAACAUACAAGUUCAUUAUUUCGUUCAAGCGUCACAAUCCGUACGACGAUAAUCCAGCGGCCCAAAUUUUAAUCGAUUCGAUUGUACUUGUUCCGAAAAUUGAGGUAACCCCGAUCUUCCACGGAUCGACACAGGCGGAACUCAUUUUCAAAGAGUAUGGUGAUUUGGGAUGCAACCAAACGUACUACGACGUGAAUUAUGAUGUUAAUGCACCGACCGAAUGCAAGGAUUUGUUCUCGACGGUCAGCAUGUUUGUCUUCAACGGAGCUACUCCUUGCGAAUGUAACCCAACCGGUUCGACGACCAAAAAAUGUGAGGAAUUUGGAGGUUACUGUACGUGCAAGACAAAUGUUGUCGGUCGUCAAUGCGACCAGUGUGCUCCGGGAACCUACGGGUUCGGUCCCGAAGGGUGCAAGGCUUGCGAUUGUAACAGUAUCGGAUCAAAGGACAACGACUGCGACUUGGUAACUGGCCAAUGUAGUUGUCAUCCCAAUACCUACGGACGAGAGUGCGAUCAAUGCCAGCCUGGUUUUUGGAAUUUCCCGAACUGUCAAAUGUGCGAGUGUAACGGACACACUCCGGUUUGCAACUCCAAGACCGGUGAAUGUACGCAGUGUCAGGACUUCACGCGUGGUUGGAAGUGCGAUCGUUGCGUUGAGGGAUACUACGGAAAUCCGCUGCUGGGGUCGGAGAUCGGAUGUCGUCCUUGCCGCUGUCCGGAUACGAUCGCAUCUGGGCAUUCGUACGCGAACGAAUGCUUGCUGGAUCCGAAGACUAACGACGUGAUUUGUCUGUGCGAUCAGGGCUAUGCUGGGGCUAAAUGUGAUGUGUGUGCGGACAACUAUUUCGGUAAUCCGGAUCGACCGGGUGGAGUUUGUAAGCCGUGCGAUUGUAGCAACAAUGUGGAUGUGAGCCAGUCCGGCAAUUGUGACGCCAAAACGGGACAGUGUCUGCAGUGUUUGUACGAAACGGAGGGCGAUCACUGUGAGAUAUGCUCGGAUGGGUUCUACGGUGAUGCGCUGCAGCAGGACUGCCGACCGUGCGACUGCAAUGUGUUGGGAACGAAUCAAACAGUGCAGUAUUGCGACCGGUUUACCGGACAGUGUCCUUGCUUGGCGAACGUUCGGGGUCAGUACUGUGAAGAGUGUAUCGAAAACCAUUGGAAGAUUGCGAGCGGCGAGGGCUGUGAACCGUGCGACUGUGAUCCGGUUGGUUCGGUUAAUGAGCAGUGUAAUCCGUAUGAUGGACAAUGUACGUGCAAGCAAGGUUUCGGUGGACGGCAAUGUAACCAGUGCGAGGCAAACUUCUGGGGUAAUCCGAAUGUGCAGUGUAAUGCAUGCGAUUGUAAUCCUUACGGAGCGGCUACCCAUCAGUGUAAUCGUGAAACUGGCCAGUGCGUCUGCAACAAAGGAAUCGGCGGAUAUAAGUGCGACCAGUGUGCUCGGGGAUACCUGGGCGAAGCACCGUACUGCGAGCCGUGUGGCGAAUGUUUCGAUAACUGGGACAUUAUAUUGGAGGGAUUGCAAGAGGAGACCAACCGAACGAUCGAGGAAGCCAAAUCGGUCAAAACGCUGGGUGCUACCGGUGCCUACAAGAAGGAAUUCGACUCAAUGAGUAAGAAGAUUGAUGUGAUUAAUGGCUUACUGACGAACACGAUUUCCGAUCGGGAGAUUGAAGCCAUCGACGGUCGCAUUGAGGAGGUUAGAAAACAUCUGCGGGUGUCGUUGAAAGCGCUGGAGGAAUCGGAGAAGCGAUUGCAGGACACCGGGGCUAGCAUUAAUUACGCGAACAUCGAGAUUGACGAUCUGAGUAAGCGAGCAGAGGAGGUUAAGCAAAUGGCAAACUACCUGCGAGAAAAUGCGACCAAGCUGCAGGAAGGCAACAUAGAGGGGGCGUUGAAUCUCACCCGAGAUGCCUGGAAUCGUGUGACUCUUCUAGGUGAAACCAAUAUGGAAAUCCAGGAGCUCAAUGAUAACGCCGAGCGGCAGUGCAAACGGACGGAGGUUUUGCUCAAAAAACAACAGGACCAUUUUGACCAGUUGCACGAAAGUAAUGAAGCGUCCUUCCUGAAGUAUCAAGCCGAACUAGACACGUUGAAUGCCCAUAUGCCGGACUUAAACGAACGCAUUUGCGAUAGACGGGGAGAUCCGUGUGAUGAGUUUUGCGGUGGCGCGGGCUGCGAUGGCAAAUGUGGUGGUCUUACAUGUGACAAGGGCGCAUUAACUAGAUCGGAAAGAGCGUUGUACUAUGCAAAGAAAACCGAACAAAUCAGCAAGGAAAAGGAAGAACUGGCGGAUGAUAUACUGCGAUCGAUGUCGCAAGCCAAAACCCACGCAUCGGAAGCCUUUAAAAAGGCGAAACUAGCUCACGAUAAGGCCGAAGCUCAUCACAAUCAGACUCGUGGUCUGAUCGACCAAGCCACCGAAGUGGUUACUGCCUUGACGGAAAUAAUCGACAAUAACACGGCCUCACCGGACAAAAUUCAGGAGCUGUCGGAUAAAAUCCGGGGGUACGAGUUGCAACUAGAUCCGGCCCAGAUACAGAAAUUGGCUGAACAAAUCGACGAAGCUGUUUCACAUUUGGAGAAUGUAGAGUCCAUCAUUCAAAGUACGGAACAUGAUUUGCAGCUUGUAGAGCAGCUGAAAGAAGCCACUAUGGGAACGAAGGAUCGUGCCAACAAAGUUCUAGAACAAGCGAUCGAUGUAAUCAAAGCACUCGACGAUGCUGAUGAAGCGCAGAAAAAAGCCCGACAAUCGAUUAAACGAGCUAACGAAGAUAUCCAGUCUGCUAAGAUUGAUUUAGAAGAAAUCGACAAAGAAACUGACGAUGCGUACAAACGUGCCAACGUGACGGCCAAUAAAGUGGACGAAUUGAAAGGUCGCCUUAACAAACUGCACGUCAGUAAUGUUCAAAACGAGCAAGAUGCCGAGGAAAUCAUCAAGCAGGCAGAAGCGGUGAAGGAGUCUGCAAACACCGCUCAUGACUUGGCUACACAGCUGAAAGACAACUACAAAACAGCCAAUGCUACUCUCUCGGCUAGAUCGGGUGCAUCGGAAAGCGCACGUGAACGUGCUCAGAAUCUACUGAAGCGGGCAUCCAAGAUCACUGUGGAAACUACUAAUCAGCUCAAAAAGCUUCAAGAACUUUACACAACGUACGAAUCGAACCAGAAGGACCUCGAUUCGCUGGAGGUACAAAUACAUGGUUUGACCGAGCAGAUCAACAACUACUUGAAUAAAAUCCAGAGUGACGCUGAUCGUUACCGACAAUGUACUACGUAGAGUAAUAGAGCAAGCGAAAAUAACUAACAAACAAAAAAAAAACAAUUAAGUAACUGUCUGCUAACAAAUUUGUGUUCAAUGGAAGAAGUAACGAAAAGGAUUCGUGAUGUUUAUCGAAACUGCCGAUAGUUGAGAAUCGUUUGUUGUAACAAAUACGCAAUUUGGAACUAAAACAAUAAUUUUUAUUCCUAGGUUUUAAGUAAAAGGCCGGAACUGAAAGAGCACGUAACAUGUAGUGAACCACAGAAGAAUCCCCUUAGAUUUCACUCCUCGUAACUUAGCAGCGACGGGGAGAGCCAAACAUUAGAAACAUUUGCAGUGAUUUUUAGCAUACAAAUUUUCGUACAGUGUUCUAUACCACACUGAUAAAAAAAGUUCAAUAAAACAGAAGUGCCAAAAAAGUGUCACGCAAAAAUGCCAUUUAGUUUUACCAGUGGGUAACGAGUAGCACUUAAGAAUGUAGUAAUAAAAGAAAAAGUAGUUAUGUAACUUUGAACCCAAAUUAACUAGGCAAAAGCCACUCUCGAUUUAUGUAAUCAGAAGAUCCGCAAUAAAGCAGUGCAUUUUGAACAAUAACAACGACUUUCUAAUAUCUGAGUACCUACUUCUUAGGGUGCAAAGAUUGAAUAGUUUUCGGGUCAAUUUUGAGCAUAAUAACAGUGAAACCAAAAUAUACAGGAUCAUGAUUUUCACUGCAGAGUUGAAGAUGAUUUUUUUUUUGUUAUUUGAAAAAGAAAAAAAUGUAUGAAGUAAAACCAAUUAUUAUUCUAAGCAAGAACAAAACUUUUAGUCAGUAAGUUGAACUAGCAAUACUUUAUAGCAAACGCAAAUAGUCAUAAAGAUUUUACUGCUAAUAAUUUUAAUUUCGAGCAUAAAUAAAAUAAACAUUAUUGUGUAACUACCAC
This is a messenger RNA of Wyeomyia smithii (pitcher-plant mosquito), 7329 nucleotides long. It is a transcript of the gene LanB1, whose product is annotated as laminin subunit beta-1. The record is from RefSeq and is a predicted model, not a curated record. Lineage: Eukaryota; Metazoa; Arthropoda; Insecta; Diptera; Culicidae. The transcript has 19 exons. Gene Ontology annotation, biological process: basement membrane assembly; substrate adhesion-dependent cell spreading; cell migration. Gene Ontology annotation, cellular component: laminin trimer. Bases 662 to 6424 code for a protein of 1920 amino acids.